CAGCCGGCGUCUGGAGACGAGGUGGAGCGGCCAGGCGGGGCAGCUUUGGUGUUGCUUCAUUGUGUCAGGCCAGGCAACGCCUGGGCACGGAGCCUUUGUUUUGGGGGAGGGGGCCGUGGCCAGCUCUUUAUCUCCUGCCCUGCUUUGUGGGCCGAGCUCGCUCCCCGCGCCGGAGUGCACACGUCCCACCCUCUCCGCAGUCCUGGAGAGGUUCCCCUGCGUCCUUUUCCGUCUCCUCUGCGGAGCAGCCGGGGCGCGGGGCGAGCAAGGCUGGGCCAGCGGGGUCAGCGCGCGGGCUUCGGGGCUCGCGCCUGGCGGGUGCUCGGCUCCCCAAGCGCCUCUUACUAGUUGGUGGGCCUGCAGGGUGACGCCUCGUUCUCCGGCCAGGUUCUGGCGCCUGAAUUCUUUCGGAACUUUAUCUUUUUUUGUUUGUUUGUUUGUUUGUUUUGCCUUUGCGUCCUUACUUGGCGAGGGCGUUUGCUGGGCCCGCCUUUUGAGCGUGCAAACCACAACACCCUAUGCUGAUUUCUGUGUCACUUAUUCUUAAUGCUCAGGAAACGCUUCCGGAUGUCCAACCAAGGUUUGAAGGACAACUUUAGGGUGUCGGUCCUUGCCUUGCUACCUUGUUGGAGACAGUCUCUUCACUGCUGCAUUUGCCCCCCGACUUCCAGGGAUUCCCUGCUCGUCUGUCCAUCGAGGCGUGCUGUGACUUACAGGUGCUCACGACGGCGUCCCUGCUCUCACCGCUGCGCCCCUUUCUUGUGAUUUAGCUCUCAGACCUUUCAGUCAGGAGAUACGAAGAUUUCCAAAAGGAGACCAGAUCCUCGGAUGAGCUCCCUCACAGAGAGAUGAAGGGGCAGCAGAAAACAGCUGAAACCGAAGAGGGGACUGUGCAGAUUCAGGAAGGUGCAGUGGCUACUGGAGAGGACCCAACUAGUGUAGCCAUCGCCAGCAUCCAGUCAGCUGCCACUUUCCCCGAUCCCAACGUCAAGUACGUCUUCCGAACUGAGAAUGGGGGCCAGGUGAUGUACCGGGUGAUCCAGGUGUCUGAGGGGCAGCUGGAUGGCCAGACAGAAGGCACUGGUGCCAUUAGUGGCUACCCUGCCACUCAGUCUAUGACCCAGGCAGUGAUCCAGGGUGCUUUCACCAGUGAUGAUGCAGUUGACACGGAGGGAACAGCUGCUGAAACACACUAUACUUACUUUCCCAGCACUGCAGUGGGAGAUGGGUCAGGGGGUACCACGUCUGGGAGUACCACUGCUGUCGUUACCACCCAGGGCUCAGAGGCACUGCUGGGACAGGCAACCCCUCCCAGUACAGGUCAGUUCUUUGUGAUGAUGUCGCCACAAGAAGUACUGCAGGGAGGGAGCCAGCGUUCAAUUGCCCCCAGGACCCACCCUUAUUCCCCGAAGUCAGAGGCUCCCAGGACAACUCGGGAUGAGAAACGCAGGGCUCAGCAUAAUGAAGUGGAGCGCCGCCGCCGGGACAAGAUCAACAACUGGAUUGUGCAGCUGUCCAAAAUCAUCCCAGACUGCUCUAUGGAGAGCACCAAGUCUGGCCAGAGUAAAGGUGGAAUCCUAUCCAAAGCCUGUGAUUAUAUCCAGGAGCUGCGGCAGAGCAACCACCGGUUAUCGGAAGAAUUGCAGGGGUUAGAUCAGCUGCAGCUAGACAAUGAUGUGCUUCGGCAACAGGUGGAAGAUCUUAAAAACAAGAACCUGCUACUACGAGCUCAGUUACGGCACCAUGGAUUAGAGGUCGUCAUCAAGAAUGACAGCAACUAACUGUGGGGAUGCAGGGGCUUUGGGCCCUAGAACUGCAGAGAGCCUGGGAGCAACAGGCUGAACCCACGCCCCUUCCCUUCACUGCCAACUUCUGGCGUGUAGCGGGGAGUCUGGCAAGCGUGUGUGUUAAACACGAAGUGGACCUGUCCUGACAGCCUCGCCUGCUCCCGCUGUGUGGUCCCCGUGCCCUGUGCUCCUUUGCACACUGCAUGUGCCGUAUCCAUGGACACUGGACACAUGAAAUCUGGGCUUGCCUUGUGCUUGCUUAGAGUGCCCAGCAGAGGGUCCGUGGACACUCUGUGGGUUUAGCACUUCUACUGGUUCUUCCUUUCCCUGGAGCAGGAGCUAAGAUAUGCACCUGAUUACUCUGGGGAGCAGGCUUAUUCGGAGAUGGGGGAAGGAUGCUAAGUGGCUGCUAUCCCAUGAGUAGUCGAGGGGCCAGUGUGCAGCUGGGGCUUCUGCAGAAGUCUCUGAAGCCAGGGAGAAAGAUAGGCAGGGGCUCACCGAGAGCCUUCCCCUUCUGGGGGUGGUUCUUUUUAUUUCUUUCCUU
Molecule: messenger RNA, 2331 nt
Organism: Microtus ochrogaster (prairie vole)
Lineage: Eukaryota; Metazoa; Chordata; Mammalia; Rodentia; Cricetidae
Gene: Usf1
Product: upstream transcription factor 1
Biological process (GO): regulation of transcription by RNA polymerase II
Molecular function (GO): protein dimerization activity; RNA polymerase II cis-regulatory region sequence-specific DNA binding; DNA-binding transcription factor activity, RNA polymerase II-specific
Source: RefSeq, a predicted model, not a curated record